Messenger RNA from Penicillium coprophilum, 702 nucleotides. RefSeq names its product 3,4-dihydroxy-2-butanone-4-phosphate synthase RIB3. The record is from RefSeq and is a predicted model, not a curated record. Gene Ontology annotation, cellular component: cytosol; mitochondrial intermembrane space. Bases 1 to 702 code for a protein of 233 amino acids. The transcript has 3 exons. Gene Ontology annotation, molecular function: 3,4-dihydroxy-2-butanone-4-phosphate synthase activity. Gene Ontology annotation, biological process: riboflavin biosynthetic process; aerobic respiration. NCBI's taxonomy places the organism in Eukaryota, Fungi, Ascomycota, Eurotiomycetes, Eurotiales, Aspergillaceae.
AUGCCUUCACCCACAGAGAUUGCACACCAAUUCGACUCAAUUGAGGAUUCAAUUGCAGCAUUUAAGAAUGGCGAAUUCAUCAUUGUCCUCGAUUCGCAAGACCGCGAAAACGAAGGUGACCUAAUUAUCGCCGCCGAGUCCGUCACAGCCGCCCAGAUGGCUUUCCUGGUGCGUUAUACAAGCGGUUUAAUAUGCGCCCCCAUUACACCGGACCUCGCCACCCGCCUCGCACUCCCACAAAUGGUGGCCGAGAACGCCGACCCUAAGUGUACAGCAUACACAGUCACCAUCGACUCCAGCGACGACUCCGUGACGACAGGAAUAUCUGCCGAGGACCGCGCGCUGACUUGCCGCACGCUCGCCUCACCCACGGCGCAGAUCGACUCCUUCCGCCGGCCGGGUCAUAUUAUUCCGCUCCAGGCGCGCCCGGGUGGCGUGCGCGAGCGAACGGGCCACACCGAGGCUGCGGUGGAUUUCUGUAAGCUUGCUGGCAAGGCGCCUGCUGGUGUUAUUGCCGAGCUUGUUGAGGAGGAGGGGGAGGUUGUUGAAGGUGUUGCGGAAGUCGGGGGCAAUAAUGGUAUGAUGCGUCGCGAUGGAUGUUUGCGAUUUGGAAAGAAGUGGGGUAUUAAGGUGUGUACUAUUGAGGAUCUAGUGUUGUACUUGGAUCGUGUUGAGGGUGGUGCUACGAAUGGAAAGCAUUGA